GUGAACGAACUGACAACGCGUAUGACACUAAAAUAAAAACAAAAAUUAAAUUUAUUCUCUGAAUAUACAAAUACGAAUAGUGCGGGCUGGCAGUAUUGAUUUUAAGUAUUUCUAUGUGUCCUAUGUGAUUGUUUGGAUAAUGGAUGAACCGUCUAAGUGAUUUAUUUCGAUAAAGAUAUUCUUAGUUUACAAUCAGUCAAAAAAAAAAACACCUUGAAAGAGUUGCUGAAUAAUUCAACAUAUUUCAAAUUCUAUGCUCACAUAUACAUCAUUGAUACAUAUGCUUACAUAUUAACAUUUUAGCGGAUGAAAUUACGGUGCUCUAUGUACAAAAGAUUGUUUGACAUAGUUGCGGUUCACUAGCGUUGAUCGCAUUCUGAUCGAGCGCAGCGCUCACGAAUAGGUGAUUUUUUAAAUAUUGUUCUUUGUGCGCAUACAUGCACACAUACAUACAUACUUAUACAUUGAAUGUGGGUAUAAAUAUACGCAGGUUCGUACUUCAACUUCAAGUCGAAAUCAUCAGGCAACAGUUUCCAAUAUCCAACGCCCUAGAACCAUUCCGCCACAUGCCCAUCAACCAAGCAACGUCGAAGCUGACGCCAACAACACAUCCACCACAACAACAUUUCCACUAACAAUAAUAAGACACGUAAUCGCGUCGAUCAAUCGAUUAGCCAUUAGCCGGCAAUCGUAUCUAUACAUGUAUUAUACACACACAUUUAUGCAUGCUGUGUGUGUGUAUGCAGUGUACCAUUAAGCCGCUUUGCUGUUGAGUCGCUGAUCCGCAGUUCCGCCGAGUCGCCAAGUUGCCGCAUUGUCGUAUUGCUGUGCCGCAGAAAUUCUAUAAAACUAACAAACUCUUUGCGAUCGACUGUGAUUCUUUCGUUCAUUUACGACGGUGUUGGUUGCAGUUGUUUGUUUAAUCAAUUGUUCAUCCAAGUUUUCGAACGCUCUCGUGUUUCCCGGCAUAUCCAGUGCAUCCAGUUGUUUGGCUCUUAACUAACGUCUGGCGAGCACUCAGAUUUCGCUUAGCAUAAAUUUUGCGGAGGAUCACAAAAAUCUACCUUUGUGGUCCCAUAUCCUCGUCAAACCAUUUGUACGCGAUUUCUUUGAGCAUUUGCCGCGGCUUAUUGCUUCAAAAUACAAAUAUCAUUGACCGGUUUCGAUGAAAUAAGCUUGCAACAUUGUAUCGCAUCAAUAAAUACGUAGCAUACCACGCAUACUAAGGCAUUCACAACAGGCUCCAAGUCAUUUUCUAAUAUUUUGCUUUGUGCACGAAGGAUACUGUUACCACGCGCGACUCUCGUACGUCUAUCUGCCUCAUCCAUUCGCCUUGGCAAACGUUGGGUCAAAACGAUCGUGCGUGUGUGAGAGUGUAUAUAUAUAAGUAUAUAUAUAUUUAAGUAUUUGUGGAUCAAUUGAUUGCGGUCGAUCGCGAACAUUGGUUGCCAAUCGCGCACGUUACGGUCCAUCGAUCGAUUCAGUUUGCUUUCACCCGCGGUAUUGUGCGUUCACUAGAGCCGCAAAAAGGCGCUUCAUACUUAACUAUUCGCACCGCAACGUAUAUACAUACAUAAGUGUUUUUAGCGAAAUUCCACUUAGUCUUAACAAAUACAUAUUGUUUUCUCGGAAAUUAAAUAAAAUAUAAUCUAAGUGAAUCUAUGAAGCGUGGACUCGUAUUUAAAUUUAAUAACUAACCGAUAACCGAGGUGCCAGCAAAUAACCUAUUACAUACAAUACAAUCAUACAUACAUACAGAAAGUGUGGAUUUGUAUUCUGUGUAUUGACUUCACGUGAUCCAGCCAUACGUCAUACUUAGUAACACUUUUGAAAAAAAAAAAAAAAAAAAUUUUACUAAGUGUUGCCAUUUCGCUUUCAAUUUUACUGGAUUAAACAGAGGAGCGUUAUUUUGAGCCCUUCAACUAAUUUUUGGAUUAUUUAAGUUGCUAUUGUUGCUGUAAAAUCAAAUCUACCAACAUGAAGCGCUUCGCAAUUAUUCUCGCAUUUGCCUUGUACGCAUUCGCAUUGGUGCAUUCAUUGGCGAUAUCCGAUACGAAUGUAAAGUGCCAAAUGAACUGUGACCUGCAAGACUACAAACCGGUGUGCGGCACAGAUGACGCUGGUGAGACGAAAUCUUUCAAUAAUCUGUGCAUUUUGAAGACAGAGAAUUGCCUGCGACAACUUUCAUUCCAGAAAACCGCCGAUGGAGAAUGUCCGUAGAUGCUAAAGUUAAAAUAAAAAAAUUAAAAUUAAAAAAAAAUAUAUAUAUCAUUAAACCAGUUAAUGUAGAAAAUAAACUAAGUGCUGUGCAUUUUAAUGCAAAUCAUUGUAUUAUUAACCAGCUUUUUAUUUGGUUCCUUAACUGAAAUAUUGUACACCCUUUCCACUCACACAAUUUCAUCUAUGAACCGACACUUAAAUAUUGAAUGUAUUCUAUUUAUGCAAAAUAUUACAUAAUAACAUAUAAAAUAUGAAUUUAAAUUAAAGCAAAAAAAUCGAAUGCAAUGUUUAAUAAAGCCUUCGGCAUGGUGAGUUAUGCACUUAACGUUCGAUGAUCCUAUGACAUGGCCCCAUGAUCAGUGGAAGUGGAUGAUCCAAUUGCUAAAACUAGCGAAGCUUGUAACUUCGGCUGAGGAAUUUCGUACUUGGUUUUGGCGCUGCUGGAGGCCAUAAUGUGUGUAGUCUGUAAGUGGUAUUUGUGUGAUAUUCUUAAGUUUUGAUUUGGAAAAGUCGUACAUACUUAUACAAUAAAAUUACAUAAAAAUGUAGAGAAAAACAUUAUUAGUAAAAGGUAUCUAAAAAGUUGUGGGAUACAUCAUAAAAUAAAAUAGAAAAGUGUUUCUUUAUACAUA
Anastrepha ludens (Mexican fruit fly) is the source of this 2852-nucleotide messenger RNA. Its product is annotated as turripeptide Gsg9.2. Gene Ontology annotation, molecular function: protein binding. The transcript is spliced from 3 exons. The record is from RefSeq and is a predicted model, not a curated record. NCBI's taxonomy places the organism in Eukaryota, Metazoa, Arthropoda, Insecta, Diptera, Tephritidae. The coding region runs from base 1978 to 2220 and encodes 80 amino acids.